Molecule: messenger RNA, 1177 nt
Organism: Hyalella azteca
Lineage: Eukaryota; Metazoa; Arthropoda; Malacostraca; Amphipoda; Hyalellidae
Product: phytanoyl-CoA dioxygenase domain-containing protein 1
Exons: 6
Coding region: 202-924 (240 amino acids)
Source: RefSeq, a predicted model, not a curated record
AAAUCAAAUUAAUUGAGACAACUUGGCAAUGCGCCACAGCCAAUUUUGUUUAAAUUGUCUUGAAUAAAGUCUUUGAGGUUCUAGUCGAUCACCCUAUGCUACCAAUUUUUAAGUUUGUCUAUAUCUUAUUCUACUUGUUUGUUCAUACUUUCAACAGAAAACUAUAUCGAAACUGUGUAUUUCUUCGAGCAAUAGUGCCACAUGGACACUAAGGGACAGCAGUCAUCAGAACAAUGGCUGGAGGAAUAUCAUCGCGAUGGCUAUGCAGUCCUGCCAGACUUCCUGAAUGCCGGAGAGGUGACGGAGCUGCGACGCGCUUGUGACAGGAUUGUGGAUGAGCUCAACUUUGAUGAACACCCGGCCACAGUGUUCUCCACUGCUGACCAUUCCGAGACCCGUGAUAGUUACUUCCUGGAGAGCGGGGACAAGGUGCGCUACUUCUUUGAAGAGGACGCGCUAGACGAGCAACGCCAGCUCAAGGUACCAGCGAAAAUUGUUACGAUAACGCCACACCAGGACAGCACGUUCUUGGCCACGGAGCCGCUGAGCUGCGUGGGGCUGUGGUUUGCGCUCGAGGACGCAACCCUCGAGAACGGAUGUCUGUGGUUCAGUCCAGGCUCCCAACACCAGCCCACGACGCGCAGGUUCAUUCGCUCAAAAGAGCCAGAUGGUCGCUUGACAACCCGACUCAUAGGAUCACCGGCUGAGGACGAUCCAUCAACUUAUGUAGCAGUUCCUGUCAGAAAAGGAUCACUGGUCAUAAUUCACGGCAGUGUUAAUCACAAGAGUGCAAUGAAUACUUCAGCGAAGUCUCGGCAUGUUUACACGUUCCACGUCAUAGAACAACACAACACGCGCUGGGAUCCGUACAACUGGCUCCAGCCCACAGAAAACAUGCCGUUCACGAAUCUCUACACCAACUGAGUUAAUUGCGGUGUGUCAAAUUAUAAACACUAAUUUUCAAAAUAAAUUAGCUUUCCUUCAUAAAUUGACAACGAUGCGAUAUGUUUUUGCCACAAUAUUGAGCAUCUGUGGGCAACAUCCUUCUGCAGACGUACCAUCAUCGCUAACUGCCCUCAAUGCUACAUAUUCAGUGGAAUUAAAUUGUAUAGCAUGAUAACCGCUGAGGCCGCAUCAUAUUUCUGAAGUAAAUAAAUUUCUUAAGGUACUUUUUCAA